Molecule: messenger RNA, 2456 nt
Organism: Tripterygium wilfordii
Lineage: Eukaryota; Viridiplantae; Streptophyta; Magnoliopsida; Celastrales; Celastraceae
Product: probable arabinosyltransferase ARAD1
Exons: 2
Coding region: 603-2129 (508 amino acids)
Molecular function (GO): glycosyltransferase activity
Source: RefSeq, a predicted model, not a curated record
GAAGUCUUGGUACACAGAUUUCUACAGGCCUCCCCGCUUCAAAAGCUAGACCCGAUUCCCACGCUGCCUCAUCUUCUCGGCAUUUGCUUUACACAAAAAGAAAGAGAGAGAAAGCUUAGAACUUGGAAUGUAAAGAGGGAGAGAGAGGGGGAGUGACUUGCAACGACAACCCAACAAGAACUUCAAGGACAACAGCGACGGAAGCUACUGUCUUUGGUGUAUAUGUGGCUUUCCUUUACGGUACGAAUUCAGAAACCCGCAAUGAUUUUGUCUUAAACAACAAAAAGGAAACUCAUUUUCUUGUACUUUCAUUGCUUUUCUUGCUGGGUUAUUGAGCUUGGAUUUUGAUUUCAUCUGGGUUUGUUGUUGGAAUCUCUAUUUCAUUUGGGUGAGAGAAGUUGCUUUCGUUUAUUGGGUAAUGAAAAUGUUAGCGCAAUAUUGGGGUUCUUAGUAAAUGUUAUUGGUAAUGCCAUCCUUGAUUACCAAUCUUGGGAAAUUGGCCAUGGCGACUACUACUAGUAGUUCUUCUAUUGCUUAUAAAUGUGGAAAUAUCGUAUUUGGAUGAUCUUAUGUCUGUUAGAAUUCAUUGCUGAGUUUCUUGGAUGGGCACUCCAAUGGCAGAGAGGAAUUCCUCUGCCUCCUCCCUAGUGGUCAUUUCUCGGAAAUCUUUCUUUUGUUUGUUUACUUUCACAUCACUUCUGUUCAUAAUGUCUUGGUUUUUUGUUUUGAGAUCUAGUGGUCGUCCUCAAUUCAUUGAUCAUAGGUUGUUACCCAGUUCCAAACAAUUUUUUGUUACUGAAAAUGACAACACCAAAACCCGGGUUCUUGACAAUUCAGUAGGAAAUCGAUCAAUUCUUAGAGACAAUAAAGGAGAAGGAGGAGGAGAAGAAGAAGAGACGCCUGAGAAAUUAGUGGAUGUUAAGUGCAGUGCUGGCAAUAAACAAGUCCUGAAGGUUUUCAUGUAUGAUUUGCACCCUGAGUUUCAUUUUGAACUCUUAGACUGGAAAGCCUUGGGAGAGAGUGUUUGGCCAGAUAUCCGAACCAAAAUCCCGGAUUACCCUGGUGGCUUGAACUUGCAACAUAGUAUAGAAUAUUGGCUUACACUGGAUCUCCUUGCUUCAGAACUACCCGGUUCAACUAGUGCUCAUAGUGCAAUAAGAGUCAGCAAUUCCAGUGACGCUGAUGUUAUAUUUGUACCAUUCUUUUCUUCAUUGAGUUACAACCGGUUUUCCAAGGUGAAUCCACAUCAAAAGAAGAGCAGGAACAAUUUGCUGCAAGAGAAGUUGGUGAAAUUUUUGACAGCUCAACCAGAAUGGAAGAGGUCAGGGGGACGUGACCAUAUAGUUUUGGCUCACCAUCCAAAUAGUAUGUUAAAGGCGAGGAUGAAGUUGUGGCCUGCAAUGUUCAUACUUUCAGACUUUGGAAGGUAUCCUCCAAAUAUAGCAAACGUUGAGAAAGAUGUCAUAGCUCCUUACAAACAUGUAAUCAGAAGCUACCUUAACGACAAGUCUAAUUUUGAGAGCAGACCUACUUUGCUUUACUUCCAAGGAGCCAUAUACAGAAAAGAUGGUGGCUAUGCUCGGCAAGAGUUGUUUUAUCUUCUAAAAGAUGAAAAAGAUGUGCAUUUUUCAUUUGGGAGUGUUCAAAAAGGUGGAAUCAACAGUGCUAGCCAGGGAAUGCACUCUUCCAAGUUCUGCCUCAACAUAGCAGGUGAUACUCCAUCUUCUAAUCGCCUCUUCGAUGCCAUUGCUAGCCACUGUGUUCCUGUCAUCAUCAGCGACGAUAUCGAGCUCCCUUACGAGGACGUCCUUGAUUACUCACAAUUCUGCAUAUUUGUCCGCACAUCAGACGCCAUCAAGAAGAACUUCCUCAUAAACCUCGUCAGGAGUAUAGGGAAAGACGAAUGGACCAGAAUGUGGAAGAAGUUGCAAGAAGUCGAAAACUUGUUCGAGUUUCAAUAUCCAUCCAAGGAAGGUGAUGCUGUCCAAAUGAUAUGGCAGGCGAUAGCUCGUAAGGUUCCCUCCAUUAAAAUGAAGAUCAACAAGUCUCGGCGAUACUCUCCUUUUAUUCCCCAUAAAGAUGGAGAUAGAGGUUUAAGCUCAGUACCAACACCUAAUAAUUUUUGGUGAGUAGGAAAACUUUAUACGUGAUUCAUUCCCAAGCACACGACGCAUUUAGGUUCUGUUGCUUGAGCAGGUGAGUAGGUGACAGUUGCAGCAUUGCAAUUCUAACUGCAGAUUUUGUGUCUUGAAAGGCAUAAUCUUCUCUAAGAUGAGACAAUGUUGAUAUUCAGUCAUUCAGUUAUCUCGCAUUCUUUCAUUUCGAUAUGAUUCUUUGACUACUCCGCUCGACACGAGGGAUUGCAUAAAAUUAGACAUUUUCAAACUGAUGUUUUCAUUCUAAGCCUUCUUUACUGAUUUCAUUGUCCAAUGUUAUAUUUCCGAGCUUUGGCGAGA